Messenger RNA from Cylicostephanus goldi, 351 nucleotides. The record is from the annotation of a GenBank genome assembly. Lineage: Eukaryota; Metazoa; Nematoda; Chromadorea; Rhabditida; Strongylidae.
AUGGUGCUCACUGUACAUUAUUGGCGCUUUCCUGGUGGCGGGCAAUUGACUGAAAAACGACAGUCUAUGAUGUGGCUAUUACCUGACAAUCGAAUGCAGCCAACUCUUAUACUCCCUUUGAUUGCUGCCGUCCUUACUAGAGAAGCCGCAGCUCAAUAUUAUCCAUAUUAUCCAUAUAUGAGAGGUUAUCCAGGAUAUGGCAUGUACAGGCCAAUGUACGGUGGUUAUGGAUAUGGUGGAUAUCCAGGAUAUGGAAUGGGUGGCAUGAUGGGCGGUGCUGGAGGUCCUCUGGGAUCAGCAAUGCGAGGCGCUAUUAGAGGAGCAAUGAUGGGUGCAAUGAUGGGAAAAUAG